UCCAGUAGUCACCGCAGAAAAUCCAAUAUGGUGUCCGUCGUUCAGCGGUUUACUUCGGAUGUCCGUAUUUCGGAAUAGAAUUGUUGUCCGGCGACCGCGUGGUUAGCAAUAAUUAUGAAAAUUCGAUUGAAGGCGCCACGCCGCACGUGAAAACUCUCAUGCCACUGCAUCUCUCGCACGAUCGACAGCCGUGAAGGGAUCCGAGUGCCUCGAGGACGAGUGCGCCCCCGAGAGCACCCGCGUUUGUUCUCUUCCUCGGCGCGCGGAAGGAGAAUUUCGAAGAAGAUAAAAGAAGUGGCGAAAAAUUGAAGAAAAAAGGGAAAGAAAAUGGACACCGACAAGAUGGAGGGUGGCGCGGAAGUGAGUGACCCGGAGGUGACUAGCAAAAUCAAGGCGAUGAAACGGGACUCGCUAGCGGACGUCACAACCUUAGACAUAAAGUCACGUCUCAGUUUGGAGACAACGGAGGCUUGCUGCGAGCCGCACGUCAACGGGGUGGCUCAAAUGAACGGUAUCUGCGAUUCUCCUCAAAGAACUGCCGCCGUCAUCGAUCUCUCCUCGCAAUCUAAAACAAUGGAAACUAGUCAUUUAAACCAACAUGAACAAGCAGGAACGUUAUCCACGGAAAGUAAAGACAACGAUAUCCAAUAUGUUAGCUAUACAAGUGAAUUACAAAUGCCUGAUAUUAUGAAAUUAAUACAGAAGGACCUAAGUGAACCGUAUUCUAUUUACACAUAUAGAUAUUUUAUUCAUAACUGGCCGAAAUUGUGCUUCCUGGCGAUGCAUGGUGAGGAAUGUGUAGGUGCCAUCGUUUGCAAGCUAGACAUCCACAGGAAGGUGAUAAAGCGCGGGUAUAUCGCGAUGCUGGCUGUCGAUGUAAAAUAUCGGAAACGGAAGAUCGGAUCAAAUUUGGUGAGACAGGCUAUUCAAGCGAUGGUCGAGGACGAUGCCGAUGAGGUGGUGCUGGAGACGGAAAUCACUAACAGGCCCGCGCUGCGCCUGUACGAGAAUCUUGGAUUUGUGCGGGAUAAACGAUUAUUUCGAUAUUACUUAAAUGGUGUGGAUGCAUUGCGACUGAAAUUAUGGCUCAGGUGAAAUUCAUCCGCGUGCUUAUGUCAAUAGGUAUUUAAAUAAUUGCAAUGUUGAAGAGAUGUAACAUCUAUGCUCUACUAUAUCAGGCAAACGGACGACAUUAAUGUCAAAGAGAGUAUGUGUUUCUACGCGCACGAAAGUGUUUUCGGGGUUGCAAUAUUAUGCAAUUUAUCCUCUGUACUUUCUCAAGAAAAUUUAUUUAAUUGGAUCAUUUGUGGCAUGAUAGAUAAACUUUAUGUUGCAACUAGAUUCUUUCUGUUUGUCUUGGAAAUUUAUUUUUAACAAAUCUAUUUUCCAUACUGUAUGAGAUAAAUGCAAUAAAAUAUCUCUAACAGCCUAUUGAUAGUUCCGCUCUUUAAGGGCGGAAUGUGUAUGUGCAGAGUAAUUUGUUAAUAGUGCCUAACUGUUGCCUGACUAGUUAGUUAUUUUGUUAUAAAUUUGCUGCAAUUCCUUUGAUAUUAAUGUCAACGAUCGAGAUAGAGGUUUCAAUUGCAGCUUGAAAAUAUAAAAGUAAUGAGUGAUAGCAAGAGACAAAAUCGAGACUGUGAAAAGUAUUGAAAAUAAUCAAUGUAUCGUGCUGGAGCUCACAUUGAUAAAGUGCACAUUUUGAAGCAUACACGUUUCCAUCUGAUCUGAAAAAAGUUCAUAAGUUAUGAGUUAUUUGCAUUGGAAAUUUUUUGUCAGAUUAAACAUAUGCAAGGGAUAUAUAUUUUGUCACAAAUAGUGUGAUUAUCUAUAUAAAUUUAAUAUUAUACAUAUAAGAGUAUACACUGUUAAAUAUUAAAGGAUUACAAAUUUAAACCUAUUUUUUGAGUUAAAUAACAUUUUGUUAUUUUUACGUGUAUCAAAAUUUAUCAUUUUAGCUACAAAAUAUGUAGCUAAAAGAACAACCUUACCUAACUAAUUCAUUUCUGUAGUCAAAUUGCUUAAUUUUAAAAAGUAGUGUUUGUAUUAACAUAAGCAUCUAAUACAUAAUAAAUUUGAAUUCAAAUUUGAUAUUUUUGCAGUUAACUUGUUUAACUUUAUUAUUUUAGUAAAUUGACGAGAUAUUAAAUAGGAGCAACAGCGACCUAUAAGAUUAAAAAUAAUCCAAAUUGGAUAGAAUUUGACACUACAAAUUUAACAGUGUAUAUUUUAAUUAUAUCCUGAACUACAAAAUUUGUAGGAUUUCCUUGUGAAAAACAGUCAAAAAAUUUUAUAAACACAUGACUUAUUCGACUUUGUUAUAAGUUUCGUGGUUUUUUUAGGAAACAAAAUUCAAACUAGUUUUAUUUGGUUUAUUAUAAAUUAUGAUGGAUCCGAUUUAUAAAUAUUAAGAUAUACAGUAUCUGAUGAAGAGAAGGAAGUGAUGUGAUUUGUAGAAUUGUAAAGUGACAUUUAAGAUAUAAUCAAUAAAAGGCCGUGAGAUAUUUAUUAUAAAUUUUUUAUUGUUUUUUUAGUGUUUCUAAGGGAUCCACUUAGUUUAUUUUAAUUUCAAUGUCUCUCAAUGCAGACCGAUUAUAAAAUUGUGUUAAUAACGUUAUGUAAAAGUUAUUCAUCAUGCAUUUCAUGACAGAUUACUGCCGUAUAAUAUUGCGUCAAGUGUACAAUUUUGUCAAUGUGAACGGCAGUUGAUAGAAAUAAAAAAAAGUAAAAGGUAAGAAAGAAAAGAGAAAAAGAAACAAAGGCCGAUAGACGGCGGCGAAACAUUAGGAAAAGUAUUUCCGUUUGAAAUUGUAAAGUGAUACACGGAAAUAUCGAUAUUUAUAUAUAUAUAAAUAUAUAUAUAUUACAUUAAACGGAUAUGGACAAAGAAAAAAAAAGGAAAAAGAAAUUAUCGUUUGCGAAAUUAAAAUGUUGCGCGAGGAAGUGCGCCUCACGCGGUUGACGCGGGAGGGGAUAAUACGCGCAUUACUGUCUACCUAUUAUAUCUAUCUUUGUAUAAAAUAAAUGCGAAGCACAGAUCAUAAUGUAACUAUUAAAAAAAAAUGUAAAAAAUGUUAAUAAAAAUACAUAAAUGUUUUUA
Molecule: messenger RNA, 3097 nt
Organism: Solenopsis invicta (red fire ant)
Lineage: Eukaryota; Metazoa; Arthropoda; Insecta; Hymenoptera; Formicidae
Product: N-alpha-acetyltransferase 30
Exons: 3
Coding region: 328-1095 (255 amino acids)
Biological process (GO): N-terminal peptidyl-methionine acetylation
Cellular component (GO): NatC complex
Molecular function (GO): protein-N-terminal amino-acid acetyltransferase activity
Source: RefSeq, a predicted model, not a curated record